This is a messenger RNA of Acyrthosiphon pisum (pea aphid), 874 nucleotides long. Its product is annotated as succinate dehydrogenase assembly factor 2-A, mitochondrial-like. NCBI's taxonomy places the organism in Eukaryota, Metazoa, Arthropoda, Insecta, Hemiptera, Aphididae. Gene Ontology annotation, cellular component: mitochondrion. The record is from RefSeq and is marked predicted. Gene Ontology annotation, biological process: protein-FAD linkage; mitochondrial electron transport, succinate to ubiquinone; tricarboxylic acid cycle.
ACGUCGCUACUACUAAAUAUACACCAAAAAUAAACUAAAUUAUUAUAAAAAUCAACGAACAAUUAAAGAUUGAGAUUAUUAAUGAAAAGUCAAAUAUCAAUCAACAUGCUAAAAAAUACCGUCUAUUUUUAUAGAUAUUCCUUGAUGAGAAAUUCUCCUUUAAUGGGUAUCAAGAACCGCUGUUAUGCCCAAACUGGUGAUACUAAAAUAUCUUCAGAUUCUGAACUAGAUUUGAUGAGAAGCCGCCUCAUAUAUCAAUCUAGAAAAAGGGGAAUAUUAGAAAAUUGUAUAAUCUUUACAUCAUUUGCAGACAAAUAUUUAAAAACAUUCAAUUGUGAAGAGUUACAAAAGUAUGAUGCAUUAAUUAACAGUAAAUUUGACGAAUGGGAUUUAUAUGCUUGGUCUAUUGGAUCUAAACCGGCGCCACAAGAAUUCGACAAUGACAUAUUGAAGCUUUUGAAAAACCAUGUACAAAAAAGAUCAUAAUUUAAGUAGUAUAAAUAAAUAUUAUCACCUAUUCAUUUGAUAGUAUUCAUAUUGUGAUAGGAUAUUUUGUUGCAUUAGAAACAAGUGAAUAAUAAGUUAUGCCUAUGCUUUUGACUAAUAUCUUGUAAUUAAAUUAUAAAUUACAUUGUUUUUCCUUGAGAGAAUACCAGAUAACAUAAAUAAAAAAAAACUAUAUAAUGUAAUAUUGUAGUGUAUACUUAUUAUUUACUACUAGUAUUAAUAAUUUAUCAUGAAGGUUUACGAUGCUGUCAACAAAAAUGUAUAUUUUUUUAUUAUAACCUAGACUGUUAUUCUUUAAAAUUUGUUAUUAUAAUUAAUUUUGUUAACCAAAUAAUUGUUUCCAUACAUUGUGUUUUAGUUCCUAAAA